Messenger RNA from Anarrhichthys ocellatus (wolf-eel), 8683 nucleotides. RefSeq names its product unconventional myosin-XVIIIa-like. Gene Ontology annotation, biological process: actomyosin structure organization. The transcript is spliced from 47 exons. Lineage: Eukaryota; Metazoa; Chordata; Actinopteri; Perciformes; Anarhichadidae. Gene Ontology annotation, cellular component: cytoplasm; myosin II complex; myosin filament. Gene Ontology annotation, molecular function: cytoskeletal motor activity; actin filament binding; ATP binding. The coding region runs from base 1125 to 8591 and encodes 2488 amino acids. The record is from RefSeq and is a predicted model, not a curated record.
ACUUCAACAACAACCACUUGCUACUUUAUAUUUUGUACAUAAGCGCUGGUUAUUUGAUAAAUUAAACAGUUCAUGAGCGUGCCAAGAAUGGAUUAGUUUAUUCCUGCCCAGCCAAGCCUGUUACUUUAUUUCCAUGGCACCAACACUCUGAAAAUCUACCUCCAGGCAACUAUUUUUACCCAACUGGUUUUACAGCAAUGCAGUAUUGACAGAGUUUUCACAUUAAGCCAUGUCCUGAAUUGAUUUACUCUUUCAGACAGGAGUGCUGUUUGUUGUGUAUCUGGACUCUGGUCCUGCAACCACUGUUUAGUGCAUGAUCCUUAUCAACGUCACUAAACCAUACCACAUCUCAAAUUUAGGUCAGUAGUGUGCCCAGUCGAUACAUUAGUUUAUAGCUCCCUCUUGUGGUAUAAAACGCAUGUUGAGGAACAUGCCUCCCACAAAUAUUACAGGCGUGCUGUGGCCUCAGAUGAUAGGCCUUUGUUUUUUUGCGUGUUUAUGGGUGAAUCAAUGCGUGCAUUACUGUAGCUGUAUAGAGAGAAAAGAGGAUUCUCGUUGGAUGUUGGAUGUGCAGAGAAUAGUGUGAUAAUUGUGGAGAGGGGAAUGGAAGAUUAAAUAAGCUGUCAUUCAAUUCUGAGUCUGUUUGGAGAAGGACAUUGUUGAAUUUACUACUGAGCCGUAGAUCUCUUAACGGAGUUAUUGCAGCUUUGGUGUUCCCCUCAAAUUUAAAGGGCAAAUAAAAGUGUGUGUAUCACCUGAUGAGGGGAAACCCCUUGUCACCAGGAAAAUGGGAGUGGCAGUGAAAAGCACUAAUUGUUGUGCCUCUGCAAAUACUAUUUAUAGCCCCCUGUGUAUUUCAGCAGCUGUCCCUCUUCUAUCUCCGUGCCCAGCUCCUCUCACAUUACGCCCCUCCACUCCUCAGACCACAGCGUUACUGCGACCCUGCCCUCCACGUUUGCCCUCCCACACUCCCUCUCAGGGACUAGUGAGUGCGAGGUCUUUGCAGAACCCAGGUCCCUACCCUACCUCGGCCCCCGACCGCACCGCUACAGGUGGCGGAGCGAAGAUUGGAAGGUUAACCAGGCCUAAAGAGAAGCUUGUUCCAUGACUUCUGGCCUACCUCCAUGGCGUACAAAUCCCGCUUUUCAUUCUGGGAGCAAAAGGUUCAAGUUGAGAACAAGCCAGAUUCCGAUGGAGAUAGUAGUCCGCCUCAGGCAGCCACUAAACCUGGGCUAGACACAGGGAGCGGUCCACAGUCGACGGCGUCGUCAGCUGAAGAGUCAAAUAGUAACGUUGCCAUGGGCGGCUCGGACAGUCCGGGGGAGGAGCAGAGCUCCAGCGGCAAAAACGUGGCGAGGGUCGCGAGGAGAGUCGUCAGGCGCGUGGUUCCUGUUGUGACGGUAGAGCAGAACCAGCCUGUUUCAGUUUCCGAGUCUGCGAGGGCCGCCUCCGCUGCAGACUACCAGACCCUCAGGACCGCCAGAGCUGCUCGGCCGGACAAGGACGAUAUCUCCAUGGGCUUGACCAGCCUAAUGGGCAGAAGCAGAACCAAGGAACACCGGCCUCGCACCCGCACCCAGGACCGCAAAGAGGACACGAAAGACGAGGCGAAGCAGGAGGAGGAGGAAAAAACAGAGGAGGUCACAUCUGUGCCCACUCCUACAGCGCCAAACCCCGCACCACCAAAGUUCAACCCCCUCAUCCCUCCAGCUGGAUUCAUCCCCGCUCCCAAACCCAACCCUUUAGCCCCGCCUGCUGGUUUCAUCCCGCUCCCCAAACAGAGCCUGUUGACACCUCCACCUGGUUUCAUCCCUGCCAGAAGAUCCAGUCCGGGGUCCCCAAACCAGAAUCCCCUCGCAAGACCUCCGGGAUUCAUCCCAGUCCAAAAAACGGACCCCCUGGCUCCUCCUGCAGGGUUCAUCCCAAAGCCUCGUCUGGUUGCUGUAAAGAAACCGGAGGGAAAGGAGACACCUUGUCCCCCUGCGGGCCCCGAUGAUAAGCCGUCCCCCGUUGCGCCGCCCCAGGCUCAGUCUGCACCGAAUGAACAGGUGUGUGUUCAUCUCGAAGCAAAGCGUGCCAGAGGCCGCAAAUCCUCUCAGUCCAAGCCUGUUGAGGACCCCGUGGCCAUCCUUCAGGCAGCACACUCGGCUGCAGCUCAGGGAAAGACUGAGGAGCAGAUAACGGCAGAGAGAGCCUGGUACUACACAGAGAAAGUAUGGCUCGUCCACAAGGAUGGAUUUUCCAUGGCAAAUCUCCUGAAGACGGCGGCGGGCAGCCUGCCAGAGGGGAAGGUGAAAAUCCGCCUGGAUAGUGACGGAUCUUUAUUGGAUGUGGAUGAAGACGAUGUAGAGAAGGCAAACCCGCCGAUGUUUGACCGGGUGGAGGACCUGGCCUCUCUGCAGUAUUUGAACGAGUCGAGCGUGAUGCACUCCCUGAGGCAGCGGUACGGCGGUAACCUGGUGCACACCCAUGCUGGGCCCAACAUGGUGGUCGUCAACCCCAUUAGCGCCCCUUCGAUGUACUCUGAGAAGGUGAUGCAAAUGUUCAAGGGCUGCAGAAGGGAGGACACUGCCCCUCACAUUUACAGCAUGGCCCAGGCUGCCUAUAGGAACCUGCUGAUCACUCGACAGGAUCAGUCCAUCAUCCUGCUGGGCAAGAGUGGAAGUGGCAAGACCACCAACUGUCAGCACAUCAUCCAAUACCUGAUCUCCAUUGCCGGCAGCACCAACAAAACAUUCUCCACAGAGAAAUGGCAGGCAGUCUACACAGUUUUGGAAGCGUUUGGGAAUGCCUCUACAUGUAUGAAUGGGAAUGCCAGUCGCUUCUCCCAUAUUGUUUCCAUGGACUUUGACCAGACAGGCCUGGUGACCUCAGCCUCUAUACAGACUAUGCUUCUGGAGAAGACGAGGGUGACAAGAAGACCAGGGGGAGAGUCCACUUUUAAUGUCUUUUACUACCUGAUGGCUGGACUAGACAGCUCCCUUAGAACGGAGCUGCACCUGAACCACUUUGCCGAAAACAAUGCAUUUGGAAUCAUGCCUCAGACAAAGGAAUUUUAUUUGACGUCAUGUGCUAUCUGCCAGACUGAGGAUAAGCAGCGGGCCUCCCAGCUGUUUUCCAAGCUGCAAGCAGCCAUGAAGGUUCUGGGGAUCAGUGGUGAUGAGCAGAGGGCCUUCUGGCUCGUCCUCGGGGCCAUCUACCAUCUCGGGUCUGCAGGAGCCACUAAGGCUGGCAGGAAACAAUUUGCACGUCAUGAGUGGGCCCAGAAGGCCGCCUACCUGCUGGGCUGCACCCUGGAGGAGCUCUCCUCCUCCAUCUUCAAGCACCAGGCCAAGGGCACCCUGCCCAGAGCCAGCUCCAUCCGCCAGGCUUCGGACGAAAAUGGCACAGCAGAUGCAGCAGGAUCCAAGGCCAGGACCACGGCCAUGGAGUGUUUAGAGGCCAUGGCAUCGGGGCUUUACUCGGAACUCUUCACGACCCUCAUCUCUUUAAUAAACCGGGCCUUGAAAUCCAGCCAGCACUCCCUGUGCUCUCUGCUCAUUGUGGACACACCGGGCUUUCAAAACCCCAGGCUGGCGAAGCGCGAGUGCGGCGCGACCUUUGAGGACCUAUGCCACAACUACACUCAAGAACGCCUGCAUUCCCUCUUCUACCAGCGCACCUUCGUUCAGGAGUUGGAGAGAUACAAAGAGGAGAACAUCGAGCUUGCCUUAGAUGACACUGAGCCCAGCACCUCCCUGUCUGUAGCAGUGGUAGACCAAGCCUCAAGCCAAGCGCUGGUACGGACGGUGCGAAUAGAUGAGGCUCGGGGCCUGCUGUGGCUGAUGGAGGAGGAGGCGCUGCAGCCCGGAGGGUCAGAGGAAACCCUGUUGGGACGUCUCUUUAGCUACUACGGACCUGCUGAGGGCGAGAGCAAAGGUCACACUUUCCUCUUGAAGAGUGAAAAGGAUCAUCAUUUCCUGCUGGGCCACAGUCACGGGACUGACUGGGUGGAGUACGAUGCCUGCGGGUGGCUGAACUACGCCAAGCAGAAUCCAGCGUCUACCAACGCCACAAGCCUGCUGCAGGACUCCCAAAAGAAGAUCAUCAGCUCGUUGUUCACGAGUCGUGCGGCUGGAGCCACUGUGCUGUCCGGGUCCAUCGCGGGCCUCGAAGGCGUUUCCCAGCUGUCCUUGCGACGGGCCACCAGCAUGAGGAAGACCUUCACCACAGGGGUGGCUGCCAUCAAGAAGAAGUCCUUGUGCAUCCAGAUAAAGCUUCAAGUGGAUGCUCUCCUUGACAUGGUGCGGAGGUCCAGGACUCACUUUGUUCACUGCAUAUUGCCGAAGGCAGAUGCCCUCAAGGCUCUGACUGGAUCCCUGUUCAAAGGAGGGGAAUGUGAGGCUCAAGGGGAGACUGGAGAUCCCGGCUUAAUGCAGCUCGAUGUAGCCCUGCUCCGUGCUCAGCUGCGCGGCUCCAAGCUGUUGGAUGCUCUCCGGAUCUACAGGCAAGGUUAUCCCGAUCACAUGGUAUUCUCGGAGUUCCGGCGGCGCUUUGACGUGCUGGCGCCGCACCUCACCAAGAAGCAUGGCAGGAAUUACAUUGUGAAGGACGAGAAGAGAGCGGUGGAGGAGCUACUGGAGUCCUUGGAUUUGGAGAAGAGCAGCUACCACAUGGGUCUCAGUAGGUUGUUCUUCAGAGCCGGCACCUUGGCCAAGCUGGAGGAGCAGAGGGAUGAGCAGACCAAGCGUAAUCUCACCCUGUUCCAAGCUGCCUGUAGGGGCCACCUGGCACGGCAAGCAUUCAAGAAGAGGAAGAUUCAGGAUCUAGCGAUCCGUUGCAUCCAGAAAAACAUCAAGAAGAACCGCGGCGUGAAGCACUGGCCGUGGUGGAAGCUCUUCGCCACAGUCCAGCCCCUCAUUAAGGUCCAGCUCACUGAGGAGCAGAUGCGAGGCAAAGACGAGGAGAUACAGCAGCAGAAAUCGAAGCUGGAGAAAGUGGAGAAAGAGCGGAACGAGCUGAGACUGAACACGGAUCGAUUGGAGAGCAAGAUCUCAGAAUUGUUGGCAGAACUGGCUGAUGAGAGAAGCACCAGUGAGUCAGCAUCCCAGAUGCUGGAGACAGAGACUUCAGAGAGACUCCGCCUGGAGAAGGACAUGAAGGAUCUACAGGCCAGGUUUGACGCCAUGAAGAAACAAUUAGAUUCACAGGAGAUGGAGGUGAUGGAAGCUCGGCUCAUGAAAACGUCAGAGGUCAACGGCGAGAUGGAUGAUGACGACGAUGCUGGAGGCGAGUGGCGGAUAAAAUACAACCGAGCCAUUCGUGAAAUGGACUUCACCAAAAAGAAACUCCAGCAGGAGUUUGAUGAGAAGUUGGACACAGAGCAGCAGAGCAAAAGACACCUUGAGAGAAGGCUGGCUGAUUUGCAGACAGAUAAUGAGGAUGUGCAGCGCUCUGUGCAGCAGCUGAAGAAGAAGUGCCAGAAACUGAUGGCAGAGCUGCAGGACACCAAGCUUCACCUGGAGGGCCUGCAUAGUCGCAACCAUGAUCUGGAGAAGAAACAGAGGAAAUUUGACCUAGAGCAGAACCAGGCUCAGGCUGAGGUACAAAGAGAAAGGAGCCAGAGGGAGAAGCUGGCUCGAGAGAAAGACUUAAUGACUGGUGAGAUGUUUAACCUUCGCCAGCAGCUGCAGGACAAGGACAAUGACUUGUGCGCCGUGAAUAUGAAGGUGCAGCAGCUGGAGGCCGAGCUGCAGGAUCUCUCCUCCCAGGAGUCGAAGGAUGAAGCCUCAUUGGCCAAGAUCAAGAAGCAACUUCGCGACCUCGAGGCCAAGGUGAAAGACCAGGAGGAGGAGCUGGACGAACAGGCUGGAACCAUCCAGAUGCUGGAGCAGGCUAAGCUGCGGCUUGAGAUGGAGAUGGAGAGGCAGCGGCAGACCCACUCUAAAGAUAUUGAGAGUAGGGAUGAAGAGGUGGAGGAGGUCAGGCAUUCCUGCAGUAAGAAGCUGAAACAGAUGGAGGUGCAGCUGGAGGAGGAGUAUGAAGACAAGCAGAAAGUGUUGCGUGAGAGACGAGAGCUGGAGUCCAAACUGCUGAGCGCCCAGGACCAGGUGAGCCAGAAGGAUGUGGAGACAGAGAAGAGGCUGAAGAAAGACCUGAAGAGAACCAAAGUCCUUCUGACUGAUGCACAGAUAAUGCUGGACCACCUGAAGAGUAACGCCCCCAGCAAGAGGGAGAUCGCCCAAUUCAAAAAUCAACUGGAGGAGUCAGAGUUCACUUCGGCGGCAGCUGUGAAGGCUCGAAAGAGCAUGGAGAUUGAAAUAGAGGACUUGCAUAUCCAAAUGGAGGAUGUGGUCAAAGCUAAGAUGUCGUUGGAGGAGCAGGUCAGCCGUCUGCAGAGAGAGAAGAAUGACCUGCAGUCUCGUAUGGAGGAGGAUCAGGAGGACAUGAAUGAGCUGAUGAAGAAACACAAAGCUGCAGUUGCCCAGUCUACCAGGGACUUGAGCCAGAUCAGUGACCUGCAGGCCCAGCUGGAGGAGGCCACGAAGGAGAAGCAGGAGAUCCAAGAAAAGAUUCAUUCGCUGCAGAGCCAGCUAGAGUUCCAAGAACAGUCCAUGGUGGAAAAGUCUCUUGUGUGCCGUCAGGAGGCCAAGAUCCGUGAGUUGGAGACCAAGCUGGAGUACGAGAGGACACAGGUCAAACGCUUGGAGACUCUGACGGGUCGUCUGAAGGAGAACCUGGAAAAGUUGACAGAGGAGAAAAACCAACGCGUCGCUGCGGAAAACAGGGAGAAGGACCAGAAUAAGCGAAUGCAGAGGCAGAUAAGGGACAUGAAAGAAGAAAUGGGAGAGCUGUCCAAGAAGGAGGCCGAGGCGAGCCGGAAGAAGCACGAGUUGGAAAUGGACAUCGAGAGCUUAGAGGCAGCAAAUCAGAGCUUACAAGUGGACCUUAAGCUGGCCUUCAAGAGGAUAGGUGACCUGCAGGCCGCCAUAGAGGACGAGAUGGAGAGUGAUGACAAUGACGACUUAGUCAACAGUUUGCAAGACAUGGUGACAAAAUAUCAGAAAAGAAAGAACAAAACUGGGGAUGAGACAGAAACGGAUUCCGAGGUGGAGGACCGCGUGGACGGGGUUAAGUCUUGGCUCUCCAAGAACAAAGGCUCCACCAAGAACCUGUCGGAAGAGGGGAGUCUGAAGAGCACCAGAUAUUCAGCAAAUGCCGAUACCAAGGAGGUGAAAGAGGGUAAGGAGAAGAUGAACAACGGAGGUAAAGACGGCAGAGAGGUAGAGCAGAACAGAUCAGUGUCUGUCAUGAGUUCCUUAAGCUAUAGGAAGCGUUCCAACCUAAAAGACUCCAUAGGGGGGACAGGCGAUGACAGCUCCCUGUUCAGCACUCUCAAAGAACAGCCUGACACACCAGACCAGGCCUCCAUGCGCAAAGCCAAGUCUAAGUCUGGAGCGCUCCAGGAGGAUUGGAAGAAGAGCCAGGCGCAGGAAGACAUGGACGACAAAGGCUCCGUCAUCUCCCUGGCCUAUUCUGAAGCCACCAGCAGAGCCAGGAAGGGCCUGGAGUCCCGCUGGACCUCCCGCAGCAGCCCUGAAUUUGAUAAGGACUCCAUGGCGUCCUCGGUGGCUCCCAGCAGGAUGUCCACUCGAAGGAGCCUGCUGGACAUGGACGAUGACAGUAAGUCGACGAUCAGCAGCGUGAGCCGCUCCAGCCCCCGAUCGCUGCAUCGCAGCAGUUCCUGGAAAGACGACAAACGCAGCGGCUCGCGCCUGUCCGUCGCCCGCAGCUGUGGCCUCAGUGAAUUCGGCCUGCAUGUGGAUGACUGCGACGGCCACAGCGUGGCCUUCACUGAAGGGGGGACUUCAUCUUUCAGUCCCCGCUCCCUCAGUCGCAGCUUUUCGACCCCGGCCCAACCGCGCUCCUCCGACGGGAAUCUGCCGGAUUCAUCGGACAUCAAGAUGGUCACCCACCGCAACUACUUGGACCCCGACUUGGAGGCCGCCAUCAAUGAGGUGCUGAGCUUCAAACCCAUUAAGUUCAAGCGCAGCAAACUUGACGAGUCGAGUGGAGAGGAAGAGGAUGAGAAGAAGGGGCCAGGAAGCCAGGACGGUAGGAAGAGCGGAGAAGACGAGGGUAGCACAUCCAGCCUGCUUCGCUCCGCAUCAAGCUCUGCUCUGGACUACACCAACCGGCCGUCCAGCACCCUGAGCACCAGCAGGUCCCGCGGUCGGAAAGUUAAGAAAAGCAAACUCUCGCCGUCCGACGACGACGACUCCUCCUCUUCAGACGACCGUCGCAGCAGAAAGAGCUCAAGGGGGAAGAAGGGCAAGAAGUCCAAGAAGAGAUCUAAGAAGAAGCAAAGUGAGUCGGAGGAUUCCUCUUCCUCCUCAAAGUCGUCCUCUUCCUCCUCCUCCUCCUCCUCCUCCCACUCGACCGUCUCCUACCGCAGCUCCAGCAGUGUCAAAAGGGCCCCGAAACAACCACCUGAUGAUGACGAGCAGGAGCCUGCACGUCGUGGGCCAUCAAGCAAGAAGGAUUCCCAGAAGAAGCAGAAGAAGGUGGAUAGCCUGGUGAUGAAGUACCGCUACAGGCCUGACAGUGACUGAUGCCGUCAGUGGAAGCCCUCCUGUGUGCCGCAGACACCGGAGUCUUGGCAGAUCUGAUGAAGAGGAUAACGCGGACAGAGACUCAGGCAGGC